Molecule: messenger RNA, 906 nt
Organism: Toxorhynchites rutilus septentrionalis
Lineage: Eukaryota; Metazoa; Arthropoda; Insecta; Diptera; Culicidae
Product: jerky protein homolog-like
Exons: 2
Coding region: 53-904 (283 amino acids)
Cellular component (GO): nucleus
Molecular function (GO): DNA binding
Source: RefSeq, a predicted model, not a curated record
AAUCAACAUCGAAGAACUUCCCGUUUCAUAUAAUCAUUCCAAAAAGGCUUGGAUGACCAGACUGUUGUUCCGUCAAUGGUUCCACGAAGAGUUUGUCCCCGCUGUUCGAAAAUUUUCGGCCGAGAGAGGAUUGGAGCCAAAGGCAUUGCUGGUUCUUGAUAAUUGCACCAGUCAUUAUGACGUUGACGAAUCUCUACAGAGUGACGAUGGACUGAUUCAAGUGAUCUACUUCCCACCAAAUGUAACUGCUGAAUGCCAGCCGAUGGACCAAGCGGUCAUCAAUGCAAUCAAGCGAAAGUAUAAAAGAAAACUGAUGCUCGCAUUAAUUCUGGAAAACGAACACUUAAGUUUCGAUGAACGAUUGAAGAAGAUUAAUCUUCAACAGUGUAUUUCGUGGUUGGCAACCUCUUGGGAGGAGAUAUCUGACAAAACUAUACGUAAUUCGUGGAAGAAAUUGAUCGAUGGUUUGCCGGAGGAUGCUGUUAAUGUAGACUCGAAAGCGGCCGAUGAUGACUUCAAAGCGCUUGUGUCCAGGAUUGACAGUUUGGCAGGAACAAAAACAUCUGAGCAAGAUAUUGAUCUGUGGAUCAAAGAUCAGGUGUAUGAUGCUGAUCAUAAUCCAGAUUGGGUAACCAGUGAAGUGUUCUCUGAUGACGAGAUUUUGUCAUCAGUUCUCAAGAAAGGUCAACCUGAAAUGCAAGAAGAAUGGUUGGUAGACACAGAAGAUGGAAGUAAUUCGUUUGAUACUUCCAUUACUAGUACCGGAGAUCCUGAUUUUGGCGAUGCAAUCAAGUCAAUUGAUUGCCUAGUUCGCUAUAUGAAGCAUGAUGUUGCAGAAGUAUGCCGUUUGAACGCGCUACGUUCGAAAAUCACUGAAGUUGAAUGGCUAAAACGAGCAUGUUGAAG